CGUGCUCGAUCGCACGUUAGCGGACUUCGUCUAUAAUUGGUGACUGAAACGCACCCGACUCAAAGUAUCCGAGCAUUCACCAGACAGCACAAACCCUUUGACAACUUUUCCGCUAUGGCGCCACAGGUUACCAGUUGGGAGGAACUGCUCUGGGUGUCUGAAGAAGUUGACGAGGAUACCGGGGACUUCCAAUAUACCAUGUUCGCACUGGUGGAAGACGACAUGAUAUACUACGGCCAGUUGAACAAGCCAAAGGCAGACAUCUCAUUUCAACAUGCUACCGAUACUCUUGCUCGGAUUCCGGACGAAGAGAUUUUCCCCCAAUGGUCCCAAGGCCUUAGUUUCACCAAGGCUCCUGAGGUGCUCCCACCAGACGUUUUCAUCAAGCGGCCCAGGAUCGCGCUGUACGACAUCUUUUCGAAGAAUAAGGUUGUGCAUCUCCUCCGUGGGGGGUUGGCAGAAGAGGCAGAAGCAAUGGAAAUGCUGGCCAGCCAACCUCACCCAAACAUCGUGAGAUACCAUGGCUGCCAUGUGCGACGAGGUUAUAUCACUGGCCUCGUCCUUGACCGACAUCUCCAUGAUUUGGAGAGCUACCUAAAGAGCGGCCACAUCAUCCAAGACAAAGAGCUCUUUAUCAAAUCACUGGAGUCAGCAGUCCAUCAUCUACAUUCGCUUGGCUGGGCUCAUAACGACCUCAACCCCACAAACGUCCUCGUGGCAGAAGACAAAAGACCUAUUCUGAUUGACUUUGGCUCUUCUCGUAGGAUCGGGGAGAAGCUGUCCACUAGCCGGGGUACGAAAGGUUGGAUCGACGGCGAGAUGAAGGACUAUACCAUGUCAGAGACACGACAUGACAUUUCGGCCCUGACCAAGAUUCGUAUGUGGUUGAGUAACCCGACAUUUGAGGAAUGAGUACCAUGCUAUACAUUUCAAGUUGGCAGCCAGCAUAGAUGGUGAAGAUCGAAUUCCAAUGCAGAGAACCGCAUCUAUAUAUAGCGAGAGUUGAACAGUAAAGCGGAUAUUCACCUAUCUAUGCCACACAGGAUGUAGGCACGGCCCUUUUUCAUUGGCUUGCUUUAUGUUCUAGCAAACGGCACCUUGGCUUGGAUGGGAGAAGGCUAUCUGCCACUAGUAGCCCGACAGCCUGAUGACAAAGUGUUCGAUG
Messenger RNA from Purpureocillium takamizusanense, 1165 nucleotides. RefSeq lists its product as uncharacterized. The transcript has a single exon. Gene Ontology annotation, molecular function: ATP binding; protein serine/threonine kinase activity. NCBI's taxonomy places the organism in Eukaryota, Fungi, Ascomycota, Sordariomycetes, Hypocreales, Ophiocordycipitaceae. Bases 115 to 912 code for a protein of 265 amino acids. Gene Ontology annotation, biological process: protein phosphorylation; intracellular signal transduction. The record is from RefSeq and is a predicted model, not a curated record. Gene Ontology annotation, cellular component: cytoplasm.